Messenger RNA from Zophobas morio, 1186 nucleotides. RefSeq names its product prohibitin-2. Gene Ontology annotation, cellular component: mitochondrion; membrane. The coding region runs from base 114 to 1100 and encodes 328 amino acids. The transcript has 6 exons. Gene Ontology annotation, biological process: mitochondrion organization. The record is from RefSeq and is a predicted model, not a curated record. Lineage: Eukaryota; Metazoa; Arthropoda; Insecta; Coleoptera; Tenebrionidae.
ACGAUUGGCAUUCCUGUGCGUCAUUAAUGUCAAGUAGCCAUUUUACUGCAAGCGUCGAAGUCACGUUUUCGUAAUUUUAUAUUGUUGUGUAACUGUGUAAAUACAUCUCACGAAUGGCUCAAAGCAAGCUCAACGAUCUCGCCGGCAAAUUUGGCAAAGGGGGCCCCCCUGGCCUGGGCCUGGGGCUCAAACUUCUCGUCGUAGGAGGCGCCGCAGCUUACGGAAUUUCCCAGUCGAUGUACACAGUUGAAGGGGGCCACCGUGCCAUCAUGUUCAAUCGAGUUGGAGGCAUACAGAAAGACAUUUACACGGAAGGGUUGCAUUUUCGUGUUCCUUGGUUCCAGUACCCUAUUAUUUACGACAUCCGAUCGAGGCCUAGGAAGAUCUCGUCGCCCACAGGUUCCAAAGACUUACAAAUGGUGAAUAUCUCAUUGAGAGUUCUGUCCAGACCGAACGCGACGCAGUUACCAAUUGUAUAUAGGCAGUUAGGGUUGGACUAUGAUGAGAAAGUCCUACCCUCGAUUUGUAAUGAAGUUCUCAAGUCGGUCGUCGCUAAAUUUAACGCUGCACAAUUGAUCACGCAACGGCAACAAGUGUCUCUUUUGGUUCGAAGAGAAUUGACCGAGCGCGCGAGAGACUUUAACAUAAUCUUGGAUGAUGUGUCAAUAACGGAAUUGUCUUUCGGUAAAGAAUACACGGCUGCCGUCGAAUCCAAACAAGUUGCACAACAGGAGGCGCAGCGAGCGGCUUUUAUCGUCGAGAGGGCGAAGCAGGAGAGGCAACAGAAAAUUGUACAAGCUGAGGGUGAAGCUGAAGCCGCCAAAAUGUUAGGUGAAGCCAUUUCCCAAAACCCGGGUUAUUUGAAGUUGCGGAAAAUCCGAGCGGCCCAAAAUAUCUCCAGAACCAUCGCCAAUUCACAAAACCGAGUAUAUCUUAGCGGUAAUAGCUUAAUGUUGAAUAUCUCAGAUAAGGAGUUUGACGAACAAUCUGAGAAACUCAAACGUUUUGACGAAACCGAAACUGUGCAAAUGGGUGGUCAGAAUGAGAACAAGACGGUUGUAAGUUUGGCCUGGCAAUUCGCCGAUCGAAUGUCUGGAUAAGGGACGAUUGGCGACAAAGUGCUGCAUUUAUACUUGUUUAUUAUUUUUUUAAUGUCAUGUUACACAAUAAAAACAUUCUUAGUGUU